AUGCCGCAGUUCCACCGUCCUACGAAGGAAGAACUCUUGGCCGCGGCCACAGGUUUCUGGUCUCGCCUCAAGGUCCACUUUAAAUGGUUCACAAUCAAGAGCACAAGGCCUUUCAACCUGGAUGAAAUUGUCGGAUUCAUCUCCUGGAUUGCGUUGGGCCAUGUCGUCUGGAUCGUGGUCGGCACUACCACAUUUGUUUCUCUCGCCAUUCUGGCUAUAAAUACCGUCUUUGCGCAAGAAACACUCGCUGGUUGGAUCGGGAACUAUUUGACGAAAUCAUCUGGCCUCCAAGUCGUUUUCGAAUCAGCCAUUGUUCCCAAAUGGGGCGAUGGGGUUAUCACAUUCAAGAAUGUAUUCGUCUCCAGAAGACCGGGCCGAGUGCAAUCCCGCGUCAUCAAAGGAUCCCCAGUGGCAGCUGCUCAAGCAUCGUCGACGGAAGAUCCCGUGCCUCCAGAAGAACAGAAUUACACCCAGUUUGACAUCACAGUCGGGGAAGUCAAUGUAACCCUGUCGUUCAGCAAAUGGUGGAACUCCAAAGGCCUAUUGCAAAAUGUGGAAGUCAAACACGUUAGAGGAGUCGUCGACCGGACUCACGUCUUUGCAACCGGUGAAGAUAUCGAUCCAAAAACAUUUCGACACGAGCACAACCCUGGAGAUUUCGAGAUCGAGUCUUUCAAAAUCGAAGAUCUUUUGCUGACAAUCCUCCAACCAGAGGGAUUCCGGCCAUUCCCUGUCAGUAUUUAUAACGCGGACCUACCUCGUUUGCGGAAGCAGUGGCUGUUCUACGAUUUCCUCUGUGCGAACAACAUCACGGGAGAAUUCGACAAAUCUAUCUUCACCAUCCAUCCGCGGCAGACGCACUCAUACACAGGCACACAACUCAACGACCCCGAAGAUCCAUCCAACGAACCUUGGAAAAAACAAUCACGGAUUCGCAUUGAUGGCAUAAACAUCGAUCAUAUAAAUCGCGGGGCGGUUGGCCCCUUGUCUUGGAUUCAUGAAGGAAACGUUGACAUUGUGGCGGAUAUCAUGAUCCCUAAUGAUGGCGAGGAAUCCGUCAUGAAAGUUAUGGCUGAUUUCUACGAGAGGAUGGAAGCCACUCUGACGUCGAGGAAACAUCUCGAGCAGCAACGUCUAGGCGAAAUUUCUCUGGAGGAUGAGCCCAUCGCCUCCGGUGGAGUCGUCUUGUCAACUCCAAACUCACAAGCAGUGAGAGAAGAAGACAAGCGAUUCAUCGUAAUGGAUCUCCGAAUCCACCUGAACGAUGUUCGCGCCGUCGUCCCGAUUUUCACCCGCGAUCUAUCAUACAUCAACAACGCGCUCAUCCGCCCCAUUGUCGCCUAUAUCAACUCCCGAAGGACGUUCAUUCCGAUCAACUGUCGGGUGGUCAAGCGUCUCUCAGAUUUUGAUGGGAGCUGGACUGUAUUUGAUUCCGGAUUGAUGGAUGAUUUGUCGGCCGAAGUGUACGACGCCUUCGCGCGAGAUGUCACUGAUGAGCAGGCUCGGUUGAGGCGAUUUAAGAAAGUUGGAUUAUGGAGUUUGCAGCUUGCAGUGCAGGCCAUAUUUCUGGUAAGCCUAAUCCCGAAGAUCUUCCCCCUGUGA
Molecule: messenger RNA, 1602 nt
Organism: Cladophialophora psammophila CBS 110553
Lineage: Eukaryota; Fungi; Ascomycota; Eurotiomycetes; Chaetothyriales; Herpotrichiellaceae
Exons: 1
Coding region: 1-1602 (533 amino acids)
Biological process (GO): mitochondrion inheritance
Cellular component (GO): mitochondrial inner membrane
Source: RefSeq, a predicted model, not a curated record